AUGGGAGAGCCAACGAGCCCAUCCAGCAUACCUGAAACUACUACACAACACACCAAUGGGAGCCUGGCCGCGGAGAAGGUUGAGGGAGAUGCCCAGCUCGAGAGGGUGGAAGCCAACCAGCAAUCUCCAGACCCCAAUAUUGUUGACUGGGAUGGGCCUGAUGAUCCGGAGAACCCGCUCAAUUGGUCAUCAACAAGGAGGAUACUGAUCAUCAUAUUUGUGAGCUCUUAUACGUUUACCUCGAAUCUAGCCGCAACGAUAUUUGCCCCCGGGGUAAAGCAAAUGACACAUGAGUUCCACAUCACCAAUCCUACCGUUGAAUACAUGAUAAUAAGCAUUUACGUGCUUGGAUUUGCUCUAGGUCCGAUUAUAUUUGGGCCUCUCUCCGAACUAUACGGCCGCCUUGUCAUUUACUACACAUGUAUCCUGGUAUUCCUGGCCUUUACCGCAGGAUGCACAUUCAGUACCAAUGUGGAGAUGUUCCUUGCCUUUCGAUUUAUAUGCGGCUGUGCUGCCUCCGGUCCCAUGAGUAUAGGAGGGGGCACAUUAGCUGAUAUCAUCCCUCAGGAGGAGCGAGGAAGGGCUAUAAGCAUAUUCACUCUGGGGCCCAUGCUAGGCCCUGCUGGGAUUAUUAGCAUCGGUACUUUCUUAUUCCUAAAGGAGACGUACGCACCAACCAUAUUGCAGAACAAGGCGAAACGCCUAAGAAAAAAGACAGGAAACCCAAAUCUCAAACCGAAAUUGGUCAAAAAGGGGGCUCCUCAUCAAAUGAUCCUCCAGGCAAUUAUCCGUCCGAUGAAGUUGCUCAUUUUCUCACCUAUAGUUUUACUCCUUGCCCUAUAUGCAGGGCUAGUAUAUGGCUUCUUUUUCCUGCUUUUCGCUACUUUCCCAUCAGUAUUCCAGAAUACUUAUGGAUUUAGCAGUGGGACGUCUGGCCUUGCAUACCUUGGUCUCGGUGUUGGGAUGAUGAUAGGUUUGGCUGUAUUUUCCGUCGUGAGUGAUAGGGUGCUGGUUAAGAAACCAGGGGAGUCCAUGGCCAAACCAGAGCAGCGUUUGAUUCCGAUGAAAUGGUUCGGACUUGCAACCCCAAUUGGCUGUUUCAUAUAUGGCUGGGCCGCGCAUUACCAUACACACUGGACGAUACCGAUAUUAGGGACAGUCAUCAUGGGGUUUUCAUCGCUGUUUAUAAUGACCCCGGCCCAGAUUUACUGUGUUGAUGCAUUCGGACCGCAGGCCGCUGCCUCCGCACUUGCUGCCAAUCUACUCAUCCGCUCGCCAUUCGGUGCUUUUCUCGACCUUGCUGCAGGGCCACUAUAUGGAAAGCUGGGAUUGGGUUGGGGCAAUAGUGUGCUAGGAUUCAUUAUCCUGGCGUUCACGCCGGUACCAUGGUUGUUUUAUCGAUACGGGGAGUACUUGCGGACUCGAUUUUCAGUUGAGUUAUAG
Messenger RNA from Trichophyton verrucosum HKI 0517, 1443 nucleotides. RefSeq lists its product as uncharacterized. The transcript has 3 exons. Gene Ontology annotation, biological process: transmembrane transport. The record is from RefSeq and is a predicted model, not a curated record. Bases 1 to 1443 code for a protein of 480 amino acids. Lineage: Eukaryota; Fungi; Ascomycota; Eurotiomycetes; Onygenales; Arthrodermataceae. Gene Ontology annotation, molecular function: transmembrane transporter activity.